UACAGUGUAUGCCUUGUGGUGAUUCGCGGGGAUUGGUUACCCAAAAAGAGGAGUACUUGACUUUGAAGCAGGGGCUGGUUUAAAGAUAACUGUAGGCCUUUGUCUUUUAAAUAGAUGUACCUCCAGGAUCAUUCUUCUCUGAAACACUGUGAAGUCAUCUUCCAGCAUGACAUCGUUUAAGCACAUUGCCAUCCUUGCACUGAUUGCGAUCGGGGCUUUCGCCAACGACGCAGUUAACGACGAUCCCAUCCUUGAGAGGGAAGCAAAAGGAUUGAAGGCACAAGGACUCUACCAGCAACAAGUCAUCAUCAACCCGCAGGAUGAUCCAGCGUGCUCUGGGACCGUCUGUAACUACUCUAAAAUUCAAGAUAUUGUUUUCGAUGAAGUGAAGAGCGUCAAACUUGAACUAGGCCAGAUAAAGGAAUCAGUCUCAGAGCUAGUUGAGCUCCUGAAAAAAACGCCAGUUACCCCACCUACGUCUCCCAAAGACUGUUCUGAAGCUUUUACAAACGGUGCAACAGCCAGUGGUGUGUACACGGUUCAACCUGAAGAUGAUGGCAGUCCGUUCGAGGUGUACUGCGAUAUGGAGACAGACGGUGGUGGAUGGACCGUGUUCCAGCGGCGUCAAGAUGGUUCUGUUGACUUUUACCUUGGAUGGGAGAGCUACCGCCAGGGGUUCGGUAAUCUAGACGGUGAGUUCUGGCUUGGCAAUGACAACUUGCAUCGACUCACCGCUCAGGGUGAUUACCGACUGCGUGUCGAUCUUGAGGACUUCGAAAACAACACCAGAUAUGCAGUAUACAACUCGUUCCGCGUCGCUAAUGCGAGCACCAACUACCAGUUGACGGUGGGAAACUAUUCAGGGACGGCCGGUGAUUCACUGCUGUACCACAAUAACCAAGCCUUUUCAACUCGGGACCGUGACAAUGACUCUUCUUCCGGUAACUGUGCCACUGGUUAUGCUGGCUCGUGGUGGUACAAUGCCUGUUUCCGUUCAAACCUGAACGCCAAUUAUCUGCGUGGGCAAACGAGUGUGUACGGUAAAGGAGUAGUUUGGAGAUCCUGGCGGGGAUAUUACUACUCACUGAAACAUAGUGAGAUGAAAAUAAAAGCAUGAAUCCAGCUUUUAUUGCCAGUGGGUAGCGAGUGCAGGUCCUCUUGUUAAUAAUCAGCCACCACAGAAUCAACCCAUAGACCAUCGUUAUCUCUAUAGACCCAAAAGUCAGAACAAUAAGAUAUUACUGAUAUUGACGUGUAAGAUUUACAUUUUCUGUUUCUGGGAAGCUGGACUCGGUUAAGAGUGAAUCCUUCAUUCAAUAAAGCACAUCCCUGUCCGUCUCCCGUGGCAUUAUACGAGUGUGAUAACCACGGAGGAAUAAACCAAACCGUAAGCUGUUUUUCCUCAUGUUUCAAGUUCAAUUUAAACACUGUCAGGAGCUAGGCCUACCUCAUUUGUUUUUCGCUGUUAUGGUAGAGGGGCACUUUUAGGUAAUAAUGAAUUAAGUAUGUUCUUUUGAGUAAGGUGAGAAUGGUUUCAUUUAAGGGUUGUGGGUGUGCAAAUAUUUUACAGCAGAAUAUACCCGUGUUACUCGGAAAAAAUAGUUUCGAAACCAUCAGAUCACCCAUUUCUAGCAUUUGAGAACAUCAUUAUAACAUGAUUAUAAGCAUUUCAUAGAUUGCUCAUCAUCCGUCGGUCGAUCCGUCUCUUGCAUGAUCGAACCGUUGUUGAUACUAAUUAGGCGGUUGGUUAAAUAUAAUUAUGCUCGAUUAGCACAGGUCCAUGUUUUGGAACGGUUACAGUGGUAAUACAUGUAUCUGUUUUGCUUGUUUUUCAUAUUCAUUUUCAAUUUCAUAAUUGUUGGUGGAGACACACUGACACACGCUACUCGAUUAUUUCUCGCUUCUUUCAUUUGAAAACUUAAAUUGGUAACAAGUCUGCUUUCGCUCCAUCAAUUCAUAAGAAACCGAGCAGAUCCGGUGGCGGAUAUAAUAUUAUGCUUUACAGUGUAGGCAAAUAGCACGGAUGCAGAAGAUAAGAUCAGCAAGUGACAAUCAUUUUACUGUAGUCUUUAGGUCACGUGACAUCAGUCUUCAAAAUAAGUUCAACUUCAAUUAAAAAAAUAG
Acanthaster planci (crown-of-thorns starfish) is the source of this 2124-nucleotide messenger RNA. RefSeq names its product ficolin-1-like. Lineage: Eukaryota; Metazoa; Echinodermata; Asteroidea; Valvatida; Acanthasteridae. The record is from RefSeq and is a predicted model, not a curated record.